CAACACAUGGGGGGGGGAAAGCAGCACAGAGGACCUUUCCAGGGGGUUCGUGUGAAGAACUCAGUGAAGGAGCUCCUGCUGCACUUCAGGAACAGCAAGCAGAUGUCCUCGGGCCCUGCCACAGAGGAAAGCAAGGUACAAGGAGGAUUGGUAAACUACGAGCCAUACACAGAGCUGAAGAGUAUACUAGGUCACAGUGGCAAAAGAAAGGCUCCUGAGCUCCUUUCUGAUGGACCUUCUUUCAAACGCCAAGCUAAUGUUCACACACAUCUCUUGACACCUCCCCAGACACCAACUUCUAUGGAUAACAUGGAAGAGGCACAUAAAACUGACCCAAAGCAUGACAGCAGUUCUGAUCUGCUUCAGAACAUUAUAAACAUCAAGAACGAGUCGAGCCCCAUUUCUCUGAACACAGUGCAGGUUAGCUGGUUGCACACUGUCUCCAGUCACAGCUCUCCCAGUGAGCAGUACCAGGACAGUCCAGGAAUACAGGCUUUCUCCCCAUCCCAGAAGUACCAGCCAUUCCAAGAUCACACCAACCAGCAUAUGCUUGAUCCGCCACAGCAUUACCAGUUCCCUCCAUCCCAGAACCAAGAUUUAUCACAGAGUUAUCCUUCAGAUGCCUCCCUGGAGUACAGGCCGUUUGCUGCCAAUGACCAGUCUCCUGCCUACCAGCAGAACACCUUUGAUAGCCAUGAGCUGCCGUAUUGCCCAUCCCAGAGCUUCUCCUCCCUCCUGAAUGACUCUGAAGGCUCAGAGGGCAUCUCCACUCCUCUCCAGCCACUGACAGCUGCCCACCCACAGGCUGAUGUUGUCCCCCACGCACCAAACUUCAGCUUACUUUCCAGUAACAUCUCUGGUAGUCUGGAGCGCAGUGUCUCAUUGGCUGCUUUGAAUGUCUCUCUGCCUGACCAAAACAUUGCCAGAAGCACGACGCAGCUGGGCAAGUCAUUUUUUCAAUGGCAAGUGGAGCAGGAGGAAAACAAACUGGCUAACAUCUCUCAAGACCAGUUCCUUGCAAAAGACUCUGAUGGAGACACCUUCCUUCACAUAGCUGUUGCCCAGGGCCGUCGAGCACUCUCCUACGUUCUUGCAAGGAAGAUGGCUGCCCUGCACAUGCUGGAUAUUAAAGAGCACAAUGGCCAGAGUGCUUUCCAGGUUGCCGUGGCUGCCAAUCAGCAUCUCAUUGUGCAGGACUUGGUUAGCUUGGGGGCUCAAGUCAACACUACAGACUGCUGGGGUAGAACGCCGCUGCAUGUUUGCGCUGAGAAGGGGCAUGCCCAGGUCCUUCAGGCAAUCCAAAAGGGAGCCAUGGGAAGCAAUCAGUAUGUGGACCUUGAGGCAACGAACUAUGAUGGUUUGACAGCAUUGCAUUGUGCGGUUCUGGCCCAUAAUGCUGUGCUGCAUGAACUGCAAAACAGUCAGCCACCUCAUUCUCCUGAGGUCCAGGAGCUUCUGCUGAGAAACAAGAGCUUGGUAGAAACCAUCAAGACCCUGAUACAAAUGGGAGCCUCUGUUGAAGCGAAAGAUCGCAAAAGCGGUCGCUCAGCUUUACAUUUAGCAGCAGAAGAAGCAAACCUGGAGCUCAUUCGUCUCUUUUUGGAGCUGCCCAACUGUCUCUCUUUUGUCAAUGCAAAGGCUUACAAUGGCAACACAGCACUCCAUGUGGCUGCCAGCCUGCAGUACCGGGUGAGUCAGCUGGAUGCUGUCCGCCUGCUGAUGCGCAAGGGAGCUGAUCCAAGUGCCAGAAACUUGGAGAACGAGCAGCCAGUUCAUCUGGUUCCUGAUGGCCUUGUAGGAGAACAGAUAAGACGUAUCCUAAAAGGGAAGGCGAUUCAGCAGAGAGUGUCGCCAUUUUAAGCUCCAUGUUUCUUGGAGUUCAGCAACUCACACUCACUGUCAGUCAGGCAGUCCUAAUGUAUCUGUAAAUAGACCAUUUGCCUGGUGUGGGCAAAUGUUAGUUGUUUCUAUGAAACAAAAGUAUUUUGUUCACUAUUAUAUAGUGGGUUAUAUAAGAGUUUU
Messenger RNA from Acanthisitta chloris (rifleman), 2022 nucleotides. It is a transcript of the gene NFKBIZ, whose product is annotated as nuclear factor of kappa light polypeptide gene enhancer in B-cells inhibitor, zeta. Gene Ontology annotation, cellular component: nucleus. Gene Ontology annotation, biological process: regulation of gene expression. Bases 7 to 1860 code for a protein of 617 amino acids. NCBI's taxonomy places the organism in Eukaryota, Metazoa, Chordata, Aves, Passeriformes, Acanthisittidae. The transcript has 11 exons. The record is from RefSeq and is a predicted model, not a curated record. Gene Ontology annotation, molecular function: DNA binding; POU domain binding.